This is a messenger RNA of Canis lupus familiaris (dog), 411 nucleotides long. Its product is annotated as NADH dehydrogenase [ubiquinone] 1 alpha subcomplex subunit 3-like. Bases 1 to 345 code for a protein of 114 amino acids. The transcript has 2 exons. Gene Ontology annotation, cellular component: mitochondrial inner membrane. NCBI's taxonomy places the organism in Eukaryota, Metazoa, Chordata, Mammalia, Carnivora, Canidae. The record is from RefSeq and is a predicted model, not a curated record.
AUGAGGAUUUCCAUCAGGUUCAAGGCUGCUAUCAUUUUGCUUUGCCAUCAAACCAGCAAACUCCUACAGGCCGCCGCCGCAGAGACCAAGGUGGCCGGGAGACUUGCUGCCUUCCUCAAGGACGCCUGGGCCAAAGAGCCGGUGCUGGUUGCGUCCUUCACCAUGCGGGGCCUCGCUGUGAUUCUGCCCAUCUUCAGUCCCUUCACCAAAUAUGCCACCAUGAUCAACCAGGCCACACCCCACAACUAUCCAGUGCCCCUCCGAGAUGAUGGGAACAUGCCCGACGUGCCCAGACACCCCCAGGACCCCCAGGGCCCCAGCCUGGAGUGGCUGAAGAAAUUGUGAGCACCUCUGGUGACAUGGAGGUGGCCUCUUCCCUGUAGUCAAUAAAAUGCAUAGAGUGACCCCAGA